AUGUUAAACUGCGCUGGUUUGCUGGAUCUUUCUUGGUUGGACAACUAUGCCGUGAUUGGAGCCCAAGCGAAUGGUGAAGCAAUCGUGUGGCAUUUUCACGAAUCCUAUCGGACGGAAAUCUCGUCAUCGAAAUAUCACGUUUCUGACACACUUUUACUGUCUACACAGGUCAUGCACAACAAACACGAUGUGGGUGUCUGCAGUGUGGUAGCCCAACCGAUGGCAGAAAAUGUCCUCUCUACGGGAUGUUACGAUGGUUUUCUACGCCUCUGGGACUUGAGAAUGCCAAGUGAACGCGUUCCCGGUCGAUCCGAUCCAGUAUUAUUGCUUUGUUCAACUGGUGGUGGUGGUGUGUGGCGUCAAAAAUGGCUGGCCGACCGAUAUGUCCUGAUGGCUGCUAUGCAUACUGGAUUUAUGAUAAUCGGUCCGCUGUGUUCGACGCAGUUUGGUGGUAAUACGGUACAAAUUGAACCACUGGCUUGUUACCGACCAUCAGCCAAAUUGGCCUACGGCAUCGAUUGCUUUGAGCAAAAUAGUGCAGGCGUGACUACCGACCAACAGCUCCGUGCCGUUGUUGCAACCUGUUCAUUCUAUGAUAAUACUGUUGAUUUUUCGCAACUUCUUUUACCAGCAGUUUUGAGGGAAUAA
Messenger RNA from Echinostoma caproni, 648 nucleotides. Lineage: Eukaryota; Metazoa; Platyhelminthes; Trematoda; Plagiorchiida; Echinostomatidae. The record is from the annotation of a GenBank genome assembly.